Messenger RNA from Pygocentrus nattereri (red-bellied piranha), 4968 nucleotides. RefSeq names its product interleukin 16 (gene il16). The record is from RefSeq and is a predicted model, not a curated record. Gene Ontology annotation, molecular function: cytokine activity; CD4 receptor binding. Lineage: Eukaryota; Metazoa; Chordata; Actinopteri; Characiformes; Serrasalmidae. Gene Ontology annotation, biological process: leukocyte chemotaxis; induction of positive chemotaxis. The transcript is spliced from 22 exons. The coding region runs from base 155 to 4723 and encodes 1522 amino acids.
AGAGAGAGAGGGGGAAAACUUGUUCCACAGAGCACCUUUUAUCACCUAGAACACAGAAACACAUUCUCCUCCACUUCUCUGGACUUGCACGCUGAAGAGCUCCACACGGAUAAACUUCCCAGCAGGCUGCACAAGGACGUUACAGUGAGGGCAGAUGAUCAGCUUCGAGCGGCCCCCUCCAUUAGCGGCCGUGUGGACGGGGAGAGAUCCUCCCUCUGCGGCCAUCAUGCCUCUGAAAACCACCCAGACGCAGCAGCGGAGGAGAAUGAGGAGGAUGGAGAAGGCCAAAGCUGGACAGCGCUCCAAAAAGCUGGCCCUCCUGUCCCGUUCCCUCAUCAUCUGCAGCUCCAGGACCAGCGAUGACCUCCCCAGCCCGGAGGAGAAGUAUGGGUAUGGCGACUGGAAGGAAGUGUACCAGGGAGCCCAUCUGGGCCAGUCAGUUGUGAUGGGGCAUCCAGAGAAGGAUCUAAGCAGGAGCAUCAGUCUGCAGGCACCGAAGAACUCAGAGGAACCCAAGAAGACCAUGAGGAGGUCCUUCUCCAUCAGGGAAAGCAGUUUCUGGAGAAUGUGUGUGGCUACUGGAGAGGAGGGUGGGCCGCUGGGGCCUCAAGUGGGCGAUAAUGACCUCCAGCCUGGUGACAAUAUCCUUUCUGUUGGCCAUGUGCGAAACGGAGGGCAAUUAUACAGGGACAAUUAUAUCCACUAUGGCGAAAGGCUGGCCCCAUUUAAUGGGCAGGUUAUAAAUGGCCUCACAAAAAAUGAGUCUGAGUUGGAGAGACAGUCGGCUAUGAAAACCGUCCCCAGAACAGUCAGCGCUGAAGUUGUCUCCAUGUGUGAAACCAGUGGGCUUUUGGCAAAUGUGAAUUCAGCUGACUCUCUGGCCUACAGAAAAGAAACACUGGGGACCAGCGCUAACAUAAAGGUGCCUAUUAUUGAGGUAUCAGAGAUCAACAACAAAAACUUAGGCACUGAGGCAGAAGUAAAAGAAAUAAACUGUGAAGAUACAACCUGUAAGAGGACUCGCUCCAACUCCACAAGCGUUCACCCAUACUGGAUCGGAGACUUGGACACCAUCAUUAUGAAAACGCCGGAGCUGUUCCCAUGUCGUGUCCACGCCACCACAGGCCUUUAUGGCAACAGGAAAUCUCUCUCCCAACAGCUGGAAUUCCCUCACAGCAUUCCACAGGCGGUGCCCAGGCCCUCUCGCUCUCUCAGUUCAGCACAUUUGCUUCACUCCUGCAGCAGCGUUCAGGCUUUCAUCAUCUGUAAUAUAGUCCUGAUGAAAGCGCCAGGGAAGGGUCUGGGUUUCAGUAUAGUGGGAGGCAGAGACAGCAUGUACGGUCCAAUGGGAAUCUACGUGAAGACGAUUUUCCCUGGUGGAGCGGCUGCAGCUGAUGGAAGACUGCAGGAAGGAGAUGAAAUUCUGGAGCUGAACGGAGAGUCUCUGCACGGUCUCACUCAUGAGGACGCCUUACAGAGGUUUAAACAAGUGAAGAAGGGUUUGUUGACCCUGGUGGUGCGGACGAGCCUGAGGAUGGAUGCUCUGUCGGGCAGUGGGACGCAGGCGGCUCAGCUCUGCCGCUCCAGAUCUCUCAGCUCCACGGCAGGAAUCAGCAGGACCAGCGCUGACCUGGCCGAGUACACCUGUUUGGGAAACCCCGCCAAGGCCCGAGACCGCAUCAUGAUGGAGAUCACAUUACAGAAGGAGGUCGGUGUGGGUCUCGGUAUCGGCCUGUGCUGUGUGCCGUCUGCUGAAGGCUGUCCUGGUAUCUACAUUCACACUCUGUCACCAGGAUCUGUGGCGCACAUGGAUGGACGCUUGAGAUGUGGUGAUGAGAUCAUGGAGAUCAAUGACACGGUGGUUUGCAGCAUGUCACUAAACGAUGUGUACACAGUUCUGAGUCAGUGCAGUCCUGGUCCAGUGCAAAUCAUCAUCAGUCGACACCCCGACCCAAAAGUUUCUGAACAGCAGCUGAAUGAGGCCAUUGCUCAGGCAGUAGAGAACAGCAAGCUGAAGAGAGACAAGAGUCAGUGGAGUAUGGAGGGUCUAAAAAGGCUGGACCCCUGUUCACACAGCAGGCAGAAGUGUGAGCGCUGCCUGGAGCGGAGUCAAAGCCAGCUGACCUGCAGACGGGCCCAGAAACCCAUGAUGCGGUCCUGCAGUGAGGGUGCCUACAGUCAGCGCUGUGCACCAGCCAGCACCAAUACACUGCCCUAUCCACAGCAAGAGCACAUCAUCAGGGUACACAGCAUGGAUGCUUCAAUUACAGCCAGUUGUGAAGUUCCAGCCAAUGGCAGAUUGUCUCCAGCCUCGUUGGCAGAUGAUGACUACAAUGUCCCCUAUAACUCUCCAGCGAACUUUGUGGGCCAGCAGUCAUUAGAAGUGGCGGUUGGCAGGGCAAGAGGUUUCAAGGCCAGACCACGCUCUCUUCCGCGGCGGUUCUGCAGGAGGCAGGAUGUCACCAGCGAAGAGGCGUUGACUGACUCGAGUGGUUCCAGUCGAGGUUCUCCACAGAAAGAGGAAGAACUGCUGCAUUCACAAAGCUACUGCCAGGAAGCGAGCGAGCGUUCAGAAGGAACUAAAACAGCACUCUCUGAACCUGCCGCUGCUGGUGUGAGUGAAAAUACACACAGGGAGGGCAGACAACACAGAGACUCAGAGACUUCCAUCCACGUGAGCAAUUCAUCUAAAAGAACCGGCCUGAAACGUCAAGGCCGUGUUGAGUUAAGCCCUGAAGAGCAAAUUGACCCCUGGGUAAAGCUAGCUGUUAGUCCAGAGAAGAACCUGCACCAUCCUAAAACCAUGAGUGACUACAAUGGGAAUAACGAGAUUAAUGGUACAGAAUCAGAAACCACAGAUGACAUCUCAAGCUCGAAGCCAGAGGAAACCUCUGGUGCUAAAAAGGGUCCCCCAGUGGCUCCAAAACCUUCCUGGGUACGCCAAAGCCUCAGAAGCAUUAAGUCUGGGAAAUCGCCAGCGGAGGCUUUUAAACAUCCAGACAGCAGGAGCCAAGAUGCUGGAAGGACCUUUGGCGUUAGUCUGAGAGCCACUUCGUCAGCAGGGAAUCUAUCAAUCAAGCAAAAGAUCAGCUCAUUUGAGACCUUUUCUAACACUGAUGGAGGAGAGCGGACAAGCAGAAGACUAGCUCCACACUCAUCCCUUCCUUUGACGGAAAAAAGUCAAGCACGGGUUGAGAAGGCACAGCCUGUAGAUGUCAAUAAUGCAGGGAGAAGCAGAACCUCUGUCAUCAAUGCAAAUGCCAAUGACAAACCUUCUCAACCUGACACUUCUGAACCACCUCCCACCACCGAACUGUCUUCAGAAGUAGAGCAAACAACGCCCGAGAAAACAUCUUCAGAAAAAGAUCAAACAACAUCUGAAGUAACAGAGACAUGCGAUCCAACCACAGUUGAAAACCCCUCUGAGGAAUCCACAAACCCUCCAGAAGAGAUUCCGUCAACAGCCGAAAAAGAGGAAGAAGCAAGUGCUCCUGAGGAAGACUUGCCUUCUGUCGGGCAUUGCCCCAGAAGGUCUAGCAGUUCUAAAGAUCCUCCAUCAGAAAAGCACUCAUCUUCAGAAGAUCAAGCAAGUCAUCCUGCAAGCUUAAGAACCAGGAGCCUACCCUUGAACACCAACCCUUCGACAGAUGCCCACAACCAAAGUGGUCUGGAGGGGGUUUCUCUAGAGAUCAUUCUCUCCUUCAGCAACCAGGUGUCCCAUGCCUUGAUGCGGUCCAUGCAAUCCCUUCCACAAUCCCCCUGCAUAAAGCUAGGCAACCCCUGGAGUGCCCCUUCUGGAUCAUCUCUUUCAAACCCUUCAGAAGAAGAAGUCUCUUCAGCUGAGAAGCCUCCACAAUCCCCAGCACCAGACAACAAUGACAAAGGCUUCUCUGUGAGCCUGGCUGAACUGAGAGAGCGCACUAUUGAGAGAGGAGAAGAGCGCGAGAAAGAUGACGGUGGACUUGAACUACCCCUCACCACACCCUCUGCAGUGUGCGCCCAGUCAUUGAUCUCAGCACUUCCUCCCCAAGAGAUCCAGCGGAUGAUCCAGGAGGUCAAGGACCUCGAUGAGGACACCCUAAAGCAACUGGAAGACAUCCAUGUAGUCAUUCUGCACAAGGAGGAAGGAGCUGGCUUGGGUUUCAGUAUUGCUGGUGGUAUCGAUCUGGAGAACAAAGCAACUACAGUUCACAGGGUCUUUCCACAAGGCCUUGCGGCUCAGGAAGGCACCAUUGAGAAAGGAGACGAGGUGCUAUCCAUCAACGGGCAGACACUGAAGAAUGUAAAGCACAGCGAUGCUACCGCAGCACUCCGUCAAGCGCGUGACUUGAAACAGGCAGUGGUUGUGGUGUGCAAGAGCAAAGAGGGAGGAGAUAGCAGAGGAAAUAACGCUAACGACGCUGGCUGCAGCAGUGGCACAGAGCCCAGCUUCACAGAUGAGAGUGGUGAUGUCUUGACCCUGGAGUUGGAGAAAAAUGCAGGUGGAGUUGGUUUUAGCUUGGAAGGAGGAAAAGGCUCCAUUCAUGGUGACAAACCUUUGGUCAUCAACAGAAUCUUUACAGGCAGUACAGCGGAGCAGAAAGGUCUGCAGGUUGGUGACGAGCUGCUGCAGGUCCAGGGCUCAGCUGUGCAAGGUCUUGCACGGUUCGAGGCCUGGACCCUCAUCAAAGGCCUUCCUGAUGGGUCAUUCACCGCAGUCAUCAGAAGGAAGAAAGACGAAUAGAGCUAACCCCAUUACAAAAGUACUGUAAACAACCACCUUGGAGCCUAAGCAGCUGAACAGAGAAAGCACACAGAUUAAGCCUGAUCUUAUACUAGAGUAUUAAUUACUAGAGAAUCUCUAAUGACAAUGGCAUUUAUUAAGAAUAAUAGUAAUGACAACACAUUUGUAUUUGUAUAGCUGUUUUAUAAAACCCAAAGAUGUUUACAGUGGAUGAGAAAACAAACAUAAAAUGACGUAACAUGAAG